Triplophysa rosa is the source of this 748-nucleotide messenger RNA. Its product is annotated as dedicator of cytokinesis protein 3-like. Gene Ontology annotation, biological process: small GTPase-mediated signal transduction. Gene Ontology annotation, cellular component: plasma membrane; cytoplasm. Bases 419 to 748 code for a protein of 109 amino acids. Gene Ontology annotation, molecular function: small GTPase binding; guanyl-nucleotide exchange factor activity. NCBI's taxonomy places the organism in Eukaryota, Metazoa, Chordata, Actinopteri, Cypriniformes, Nemacheilidae. The record is from RefSeq and is a predicted model, not a curated record. The transcript has 5 exons.
GCGCGUGUCCCGUUGAAGAGCGACAGUGUGCGUCAUGUGACGGUGGACGGACGGAGAGAUGAAGAUGGCGCAGCACCGGCGCUGAAGAGUCUCCCGUAUACCGUACAGAAUUAUCGCGAAAUUACGGGAAAUCGCAUCAGUCACGCGCAAAAAACGCCAAACGCGCCCGUGACACACAUGGGCAGUUCGUCCUCGUGCUGUUUUAACAGAUUUCACCGUUAAAUCGCGGACAGACCGAGGCAAUGAAAUAAAUAAAUGAUCGUCUCCAUCCUCAGAUGCGGCUGCAUCCAUAAGGGAGAUCCAGACGCGCGGAUGUUUAAUAGGAUGAGAAAUACACAGCUGUAAAUAAACACGUCUGCUUUAACUUUCAUGUGUUAUUUCAACACUCUUCUGAUAUCUUGGUGAUUUUACCGGGAUCAUGUGGACACCGACCGAGGACGAGAAAAUCGGAGUGGUGGUCUGUAGUUUCCGUGGAUCUGUCUCACAUGGUCUGUCUCUAGAGCUUGGAGAAACCGUUCAGAUCUUGGAGAAGUGUGAAGGAUGGUACAGAGGGUUUUCCACCAAGAAACCAACAAUCAAGGGAAUCUUCCCGGCCAGCUACGUCCACUUGAAGAAGGCCGUCGUCGCCAACAGGGGCCAAUACGAGACGGUGGUCCCACUGGAAGACCCCAUUGUGACAGAGGUCACCUCUACACUACAGGAGUGGUCUGUUUUGUGGAAGCAGUUGUAUGUGGUAAGUCCUAUCUGA